Saccostrea cuccullata (small rock oyster) is the source of this 3547-nucleotide messenger RNA. RefSeq names its product rab3 GTPase-activating protein catalytic subunit-like. Lineage: Eukaryota; Metazoa; Mollusca; Bivalvia; Ostreida; Ostreidae. The coding region runs from base 34 to 3150 and encodes 1038 amino acids. Gene Ontology annotation, molecular function: GTPase activator activity. The transcript is spliced from 24 exons. Gene Ontology annotation, biological process: positive regulation of GTPase activity. The record is from RefSeq and is a predicted model, not a curated record.
CUCGGAAUACAUUUAAUCCAUAUUAUCAAUACAAUGGCAGCUGACGAAGAUGCUGAUGUGUUUGAGAUUACAGAUUUCACCACAGCUUCUGACUGGGAAAGAUUUGUGGCUCGCCUUGAGGAAGUUUUACAUGAAUGGAAGUUAGUAAACCAUAGCCCUCUACCACCAGCCCCAAGGGGUAGCCUUACCACAGGGAAAUGGCGUGAGAGAACAGAACCUAUCAGCUUUGCAGACUUUGACUUUUUAGUGACAUACAAUUAUUUGGAGCGAGAUGAUCUCCCAAAGUCAAGAGAAGAGUCAAGGCCAAGUCCUGACGAUGACUCAGAAGAAAAAAAAAGUUCAGAGGAGACGUUACCCACAGUGAUGGCAGACAUGAUGAGUUUGGACAAUGACUUCCCAUCAAAAGCACACUGUCUUUCAAGAUGGUAUGGAUUACAGGAAUUUCUGGUGAUUACACCGUCCCAGUCAGCUGCCGCCAUAGACUCAGAAAGCAGGGUUAAGAUUCUGCUUAGUUCAGUCUCCAUUGCUUUAAACAACACAGGAAGUCCUGUCCCAGUGUUCAUACAAGUCCAGCAGUACCGGAGACAGAUGUUCUGUGGAGCUUGUGUGUUACCCGGCUCCUCUAUAGACUUUGAUGUCAUCCACCUUAAAUCACCUCCCCCUCAGUUCAACCACCUCUCAGGACUCCUAGAUAUCUUCAAGGCCAAGAUGGCAACACAAGUAAUGCCACGACCUACAGUGAUGGUAGCUGUAAGGUUUACUUAUAUAUUGACAGAGUGGCACAAUGCUGCAUGGCCUCAGGAACCCCCAGAUUUGUCAUCUCCAAUGGAAGAUGAAGUUGGUUGUUCAGAUUUCGGGAAUCUGCCAUUUGGGGCAUGCGAAGAUCCAGUAAGUGAGAUGCAGCUGGCAUGCACUUGGCCAAGCUUAUCUGAGGACAUGAUUGUUGAAAACCAGAGCUACAGUGACCUUGACCCCAUGCAGGCCCCACAAUGGGCUGUACGUAUCAUCAUGACAGAGGAUCCUAACUGUCUUCUUGGUAAAUACUUGGGUGAUUUUAUGAAAAUUUCACACAGAAAAGAUACAGUUGAGGAUUUACUGUGGAAUGUAUUAUCUAAAGAAGAAGAUGAUCAAACAGGUGAUAUUAGCCAGGCUUUACAGAAACUGACUGAACCAAAGGUGUCUAAAAUGUAUGGCAUUCCUUCCUUCAGUAAUGUGGUUCAUACCGCCAGCAGUAAACUGGCUAUCAAGCCUGGACAGGCACCAAUAGAUGGAGACACUCUCACGGACCUGUUAUAUUUUCUGUUUCCUGAUGCAAAACCUAAACUAGAGAAGGAUGAUAAGACUGAUAAUGAAAGUGAAAAACCAAUCAGUAAAUACUCCCACAUUACAGAGGAUUUGUCUAAACAGUUAAAGUCUGCUCCUGAGGACAGUCUGCUCCAUAAAUUAGUUGUUGCCUUGGUGAUGGUAAACAUGCAUCAUGGAGGAAUCCGUGGUGUGGCUCAGUUAUGGCAGGAGUUUGUCCUAGAGAUGAGAUUCCGGUGGGAGAACAAGUAUUUAAUCGAUGGAGUUGACCCAGGGUCUCCUAACUUAGGAACAUGUCUACUCUAUCAAAAGUUACAGAUGUUGAAUUGUUGUAUAGAGAGAAAAAUCAAGCGAGAACAGUUAUACAAGGGCUACACUGGACAGACGCUUGACGAACAAAAGGACUCUGCAAGUCCUGAUGGUGAAAUGGAAUCUAGUCAUUUAUCUACCUCAGAUUCUGAAACCGGUGCUACUUCAGAAUUGGAUCAAAGCAAACAAAGUGGGCGUCGGCCUUCUGGGGAGAAGCAGAAACAGGAUAAUAGUAAGGAUAAAGAGGAUGUUCCUGCUAAAAAGCCCCACUUAGACAGUUCCAGUGAGGAGGAGUUCUUUGAGUGUGAGAAUGAAGAGGAAGAGGAGGAAGAAGAGGAGGGGGACAGUUCAGAGAUGGAAGUGGAAACCUUGAAAGCAAACGAAACUUGUACACCAGAGGGCGAGGUGGUUUCCAUGGAAACCUCUGUGACCAGCUCCUCCUCCUUCGUAGAUUCUGUCACACACAAACCCGAAGGACGGCUGGCCAAGUCGAGCGACCUCAGACUUCUAAAUAUAGACGAGCCCCUGUACAUUCCUAUCACCCAGGACCCCUCCCCCAUGACAGAGGACAUGUUGGAGGAACAUGCUGAGGUCCUAGCUAGGUUAGGCACAUCAUCUGAGGGGGCCCAGCUAAGAGCGAGGAUGCAGAGUGCCUGUCUCGUAUCAGAUAUGGAGUCAUUUAAAGCCGCCAAUCCAGGCUGUACGAUCGAGGACUUUGUCAGGUGGUACUCACCUAGAGACUGGAUAGAGGAUGAGGAAUCAACAACUGAAAAUCCCAAAGGUCAUUUGAGUACCAGGAUGCAGAUUCCUGGGAACAUUUGGACCGAGGCUUGGCAGAGUGCCAAACCAGUACCAGCCAGGAGACAGAAGAGACUGUUUGAUGACACAAAAGAAGCGGAAAAGGUACUACAUUUUCUGUCUGCCAUGAAGCCAUCAGAUGUUGUGGUCCACUUAUUACCAGUACUGGUUCAUUCAUCUGUUGUCAAGGUCAUUGAUAAUGAGGACUCAGAUAUCCAAAAACUGAAAGAUAUGAUAGAACACCUGGCUUCAAAGGCAGCAAUGGUUACCAGAACUCCUCACCAAGAUGUCCGCAGAUAUGAGGAAUUAUUCAAGCUCCUGAACCUAACAGAAACGUUAAUAGCCAGAGCAACAUCCCUGAAGACUAAAUUUCCAGCAUCUUUGAUUGAGAGUUCUAGUGGAAAAGAUGAGGUGGAGAAGUUCAUCAGUGACCUAAUUCACCAUACAGAGGUCCCUAUCAGUGGGGGACCCUCAGGACCCGUUGGGGACAUGAUACACAAACUGUUUGUGGCCGCUCAGAAGGACUUGCACAUGGUGAUAGAAGAUGAGGAAGGAGACACAGGACUUAACUCUGUGCCAGACUUUCCUCGCCCCUCAGCUCGCGAGUAUAUACUGAGGACAGCUGCACCUAGACCAGCUCCCUAUUCUAAAUCCCUUCCACAUAAAAUGACUUGUUCUAUUAUUGAAGGACAUGAAUUCAGACUAGCAGGAGCAUUUGCUACUGAUACAAUAUUUCAGUGAUCAUAGCUGUUCAUGUAAAUAAUUUUUUAUCUAUCUAUGUAUGCAGUAUAUAGGAUGUCAAACAUAGUUGUAGAGCAGGUCUAGGGACUGAGCAUUUAUUUAUUAGGAGUGCUGGCCAUAAUGCACUAUAAUAUAUUUAUAAAAACUUAACUUAUUUUUCAUUUUAUCAACAAGGAGCAUUUGAUUUGUUAAAGAGAAUUCAUUCUAUAUGGAAUUGAAUUAUCUGAAGAAGACUUCACAUUUGGAUUUUUCAGGUUGAUCCAUUGAAAUAUCCACUACCUGGUACUCUUAAUUAUUAAUUAAUUUAUAAUACACUUAAAAAUGUAAAUCAGUUAUUGAUAUAAAUUGUUAUGCUAUAAAUGUGCUUCAUGUACACAAUAAAUAAUAGAUAAAAUUG